AUGAUUUCUCAAUUCGAGCUCAUCGGUGACGACAAGGUCGGCGUGCUCCCAAAGCAAGUCAAUCAACUUGAAAUGUGCCGGGAAAUUGCUGCUCAAAAGGACAUGCAAGAAAACGACUCUUCUUUCAUGCUGGUUGAUCUCGAUAAGAUCAUCGAAAGAUUCAACCUUUGGAAAAGAGAGCUUCCAAUGAUUGAACCAUUCUACGCAGUCAAAUGCAACACUGAUGUCGUUCUCAUUCGUGUUCUUGCUUCUUUAGGAUGCGGAUUCGACUGCGCAAGCAGAGAAGAAAUCGACAUCGUAAUGGAAACCGGAGUCUCCGCGGAUCGUCUGAUCUAUGCCAAUCCAUGCAAAACUCGCAGCUUCAUCGUCCACGCUUUGGAGCGAGAUGUUCGUAUGAUGACUUUCGACAACGCCGAAGAACUCAUCAAAAUCGGAAAGCUACAUCCAAAUGCUGAAAUGAUCCUCCGCAUCGCUGUUUCCGAUCCAACGGCCACUUGCCCACUCAAUCUGAAAUUCGGAGCUGACCCAGUUCUUGCUGCUCCACAGCUUCUCAAACUUGCUCACGAAGAAGGAGUCAACGUUGUCGGUAUUUCCUUCCACGUCGGAUCGGGAUGCAAUGAUGCGACUGCCUACCGUACUGCACUGUCGCACGCCAAGAACUUGUGUGAGAUCGGAGAGGGAUAUGGAUUCAAGAUGGACAUCAUCGACAUGGGAGGUGGAUUCCCAGGAGCUGAACAUGCACACAAUCCAUUUGAGAAGAUUGCUGAAACCAUCCGUGACGCUCUCGAUGAGUUUUUCCCAGAGACUGACAAGCGUCUGAUCGCCGAACCGGGAAGAUUCUUCGCAGCUGAACCCUUCUCGCUAGUUGCCAACAUUAUCCAUGCUACUGAAGUUCCAGCUUCCAAGAUCACCAAGGAUCCAAAGGACAGUGCCGAGCAUGGAUACAUGUACUACAUAAAUGAAGGUGUCUACGGAUCAUUCAACUGCAUCCUCUUCGACCACGCUCAUCCGAUCGGAGGCCCACUCUUCGACGUUGAUCGCAACGAGAAGUACAUGUCUACUAUCUGGGGACCAACUUGCGAUAGUCUUGACCUCGUUGAAGACAAGAAGUUGAUGGUCAAGAUGGAAAUCGGAGAAUGGAUGUAUUAUCCAGACAUGGGAGCAUACACCCUGGCAGCUGCUACCACCUUCAACGGAUUUGCCAAGCCAGUUCCAAUGUAUGUGAUGAGCGAGGAGAUGUGGGCAAACAUCAAGGAUUCCAAUCACAUCUAA
This is a messenger RNA of Caenorhabditis briggsae, 1272 nucleotides long. RefSeq names its product Protein CBR-ODC-1 (gene Cbr-odc-1). NCBI's taxonomy places the organism in Eukaryota, Metazoa, Nematoda, Chromadorea, Rhabditida, Rhabditidae. The transcript is spliced from 3 exons. The coding region runs from base 1 to 1272 and encodes 423 amino acids. Gene Ontology annotation, cellular component: cytoplasm. Gene Ontology annotation, molecular function: ornithine decarboxylase activity. The record is from RefSeq and is a predicted model, not a curated record.